Messenger RNA from Zootoca vivipara (common lizard), 6756 nucleotides. RefSeq names its product elastin microfibril interfacer 2 (gene EMILIN2). Gene Ontology annotation, molecular function: protein binding. The record is from RefSeq and is a predicted model, not a curated record. NCBI's taxonomy places the organism in Eukaryota, Metazoa, Chordata, Lepidosauria, Squamata, Lacertidae.
GCGUCCGAGAACACCCGCGUGCAGCGGGAAGCGCCUCGCCGCGAGCCUGGUUCCUUAGUCGUCUAUUCCAUCCCCGCUGCCCCGAAGUGAGUGGUUGCGCCCACCGCGUCCAGGGCAAGAGCGAGGAAAAGAGGAAGGGGGCUGCCGCCCGCGCGCUGUUUGGCCAGGGGAGAUGUUUGUGAGGCGAGGAGGCGGCUAAGUCAUCCUUCGGCUCAGGGUGUGCGACUCGGAGGGCGGAAACUUGGGAAGAACUAAGCAUGCGGGGCGGGGAGCGGGGGGUUGAGGAGUCUUGCGUCAGUGAAGGAGCUGAGGUGGAGAAGCGAAGCGAGAAGCGAGAAGCGGAGUUCGCGGCGGAGCCGAAGAGAGGCGACGUAAUAAGGAGAUAAAUAGGCAAGGAAGGGGGAAAGUCCCAGGAGAGAGAAGUAGUCUUCAGGACAGGUUGAGCUGCGGGACGUCUCUCCUCGUGCCCUGCGAGCCCCGAGCGCGCCAGUUGUGGCGGGCAUGGAGCUGCUCCCGAAGCCCCUCAGGUGGACUGUGCUGAUUCUUCUGUCUCUGUCCGGCUGCCUCGGCCAGACCGCGCCGCACUUGCGCCCCAAUCGACCGGGCGUCAGGAACAAGAACUGGUGUGCCUACAUUGUGAACAAGAAUGUGACCUGCUCUGUGCUGGAUGGCACAGAGAGUUUUGUUCAAGUUCAGUACUCAUGUGCCUGGAACCAGAUCCCCUGCCCACAUGCUCCUGUGUAUCGAACAAGUUUCAGACCUAAAUAUACAAUAACAUAUAAGACAGUAACAGAAUUGGAAUGGAGAUGUUGCCCUGGAUACAUGGGUAUAGAUUGCAAAGAAGGCACACCACAAAAGCCAAGGUCUGCUGUUUACCCAGCACAGCUACCAGCAGAUGACAUGAAGCCAAGCCUGGACACUAAUCUGAAGCAAGAACAACAGGAUUCACAGGAUAAAAGAAUUCAGCUACUUGAGGAUGAAGUAUUCCGCCUUACACAGACUGUGUUAGAGCUUCAGUCCUCCUUAACAGGUGUGAAUGAAAACCUAAAGCUUUCUGUUCAAGAAGAUGCAAGUCGGAUGCUUGUAUCAUGGUUGAACAACCUUCAUGACCGUCCAGAGCCUGACAGUACGGCUGAGGGUGAAACAAAGAAAAUUCAUGUGUUUGGAAGUAAAGACCAAAAGGAACCUGGAAUAGAAAAUAUAAAAUCUGAGCCAACAGAAGAUGGCUUGAAGGACAAAGAUGACAAGGUGGAAGAAGUGAAAGGGAAAGCAAAUGGCUAUGAAGCACAAUUAAAACAGCUCCAAGAAGCCGCCCAAGGCCCAACUGUUAUGAUGCCGAGUAGCCAGUUGUAUCAGCAAUACAUUGAUGCUAGGUUUGAAGAUCUGAGACAGGAAAUUUUGGAAGGAUUUGAGAAGAAAAUGGCAGAUCUGAAAAAUUCCUGUGAGUACAAACUGAUGGAUAUUCAACAACAUUGUGAUGAUCAUGAAGCCAGCUGCCAAGGAAUAAGGGAACUUAUUGGAGAGAAGGAAAAUGACAUCAGAAAGGAGAUAAAACAAAUUCAGACACUUAUCCAAGCACCAUCAAACCACUCAAUUUGUUGCAGUAAUGCUGAAAUUGAUGCUUUUGGACAGCAGCUAAAACAUUUGGGCAAGAAGAUUGACAGAACUGCAGAAGCAAACAGGAUUUUAAAUGCCAGAAUAGAUAAUGAAAUGAAAUACAUAGCCACUCCAUAUCUGGAAGGCAACUUUGAUGCAAAAUGGGAGGAAGUGGAAGCCAGGAUCAAUGUUACAGAGAGAAAUGCUGAACAACACUGCUUUUACAUUGAAGAAACUCUUCGUGGUGUUAUAGCUACUGAAGUAGAUGAAGCGAAAGACAUAUUUGACAAAAAGCUUCAGGCACUGGAAAACCGUCUGAGUGCUACUUUUCUAGAUGUUACUAAUAUCACAAAUCCAGAUGAGAAAAAUAUUGAUCUAGUAUCAAUUUUGCACAGCAAUUCAGGGUCUGGAAAUGAACAGUUUGUCUCUGAGAUUAAUAUUGUGAAGAACAAACUGCAAGAUAUUGAAAACCUUUGCAGGCAGAAAUGCCAGCCAGUAUCACACAAUGUGGAGGGCCUCCAGAGAGACAUAGAAAACUGUAACAGUAAAUAUGAUGUAUUGUUUUCAAAAACGGAGGAUAAUUCUGGUCUUUUAAAAUCCUUAAAUGGCUCUUUAAAUGAGAAAUUUAAUUUAGUUAAAGGCAGCCAACGUGACAUUCAGAAGCUUCAAAAGGAUUUACGAAUUAUUCGUUAUGGUCUGAAUGCUAUUGAUAAAAAUGUUAAGAAACUUCAGGGUGGUUUGAGCAGCUGCAAUGAACAACUUCUAGGUAUCAAUUCUACUUGUGAAAAGGUACAACCUGGUGCUUUCAGAAAGGGAGAUGAAAUACAGAAAACAGUGGGCAAUCAAACUCACCCAAACAGUAAUUGUUGUAAUGACUUAAAGGAUAGGAUGGAACAGUUAAGGACGAAGCUAUAUUAUAACCUGAACAAAUGCCAAGAGAAAUUGCCUGGUGUCUCUGAUAUGGAGGGUAGAGUGUCCAGUGUUGAAAAAACCUGCAACAAACUAGAUCAAGUGUCUAGCAGCCUCCAAAGGAUAAGGGAGGGAUUAAACAAACAUGUCUCCAGUAUUUGGAACUGUGUCAAUAAUAUGAACAGAACCAUAAUUUCCAAUUCCAAAGAUAUUUCUGGACUCAAGAAUUCAUCCCAGCAGUUCCACAGACAGUUCCACAAAUUCACCAUUGACCUCCAGAAUCUGAUGAAAACUAAACCUGCUACAUCUGAAAAUCCAGCAGUGUUACUACCAAGGAAACCACAAGGAAAGAUUCCCCUGCCACCACCAGUUCCAAGAAAACCAUUACAACCAUCUCAGUCAGAAACACAUCCAGCACCCUCACAGCCAAGGACGCCACUACAGCCACAACCAGGUGAGCAUGUGCAGUCAUCACAGCCAAGAAUACCCCUACAGAUUCCAGAAAUAAGAAUACCUUUGAAGCCAUCAGAUCCACAAAUAAUCGUACAACCACCAUUGCAAGGAAUACCUCUUCAGCCACCAGAUUCCAGAACUCCUCUACGGCCAUCAUCACGAGGAUCAAAAGCAGGAUCAAAACCUUCCUUGCCUGGGUCAAGUGGGAUAUUUAUGGAAACUGGACAGGCGGGACCUCCUGGUACAGUUUUAAUGUCGGAAAAAGGACGGGAAAAAAGGAUAAAUGGCCAAAAUGGCCAGAAUAACAUGCUGGUUUCUGAAGGUUCUGCUGGAGCACCAGGUUACCCUAAACUUCCAAGGCCUCCCUCUACAACUGCACAAGGAGCAGCUGUUUCUUCACUGGUGUCAUUCUCUGCUGGUCUCACUCAGAAGCCUUUCCCUAAUGACAUGGGUGUGGUACAUUUCAACAAAGUGCUUGUAAAUGAUGGAAGCCAUUAUAACCCUGAAACAGGCGUCUUUACAUCUCCCUAUGAAGGUCGUUAUCUGAUCACAGCUGUUCUAGCUCCAGAGAGGGAUGAAUACAUAGAAGCUGUGCUGUCAGUUUCCAAUGCAAGCAUUGCUCAGCUUCACACAGCUGGCUACAGAAGAGAGCUGCUUGAACACCACCGACCACGAUCAGGGAAACGAACUUGUGGUGGAACGGGGGCUUUCCAUCUUGUUCUUCACCUCAAAGCUGGAGCUGAAGUAAGCAUUGUAGUUACUGGGGGCAAGCUGGCCUACACAGACUCUGAUGAAAUAUACUCCACAUUCAGUGGGGUGUUUCUAUAUCCUUCCCUUUCUCAUGCAUAGAGGGGAGUAAUUAAUAAAUGGUGAAGCUUUAAUAUUUUAUUCCUCAUUUUUUUCAUCACCUUCAAUACUUCUGUUUUAAGUGCAAUCUUUACAUGACUAUAUUUUCUUUCCCUCAAUUGACUUUCUUUUAGAUUAUGGACAUUUAAACACCCUACAAAAGAACAGUAGUUACUAUGGGGGUAUCACUGAAAUAUGUUCAAAGUAAAUUAUGUUUAUUAACUUUUGAAAGAGAGACUUUAUAAUUGCAAUCCUGAGUCACUGAAGCUAGUUAAAUAAAUUUAAGAAUUAUCCUUGUAAAAUUCUCUUGUUUUCAUGCAUUAUCCUUAAAAUGCUGAAAGCAGCAAAGGAGGUCAGUCCUUUUCACUUUAGUUAGAACUAGCUACUGAAAAUUAUAGCAGUGGUUGCAGCAAUAACCUUUGUAUUUCACUUUCUAGUCUUCAAAGCAUUUCAUGUGCAUUAACUUGUUCUAACAAUCUUGUAAAUCAUGUUGUCAUCCCGAUAUUUUAGAUAGGGGGAAUGGAGCCCAAGGCCACAGAGUAAAUUCAAGAAAAAGGUAAUAUUUGAACUACUAUGCUAGGAGUACGGGGUUCACACAGAAUUAGGUUUUUGCAAGUAUCUGAUGUCAUAAAAGCCACUUUCACUUGAUACUACUUUAAUGUCAUAAAAGCUUUCAUCUGAGAAAAGUGCAAGUUGAGAACGGACAUAAUUCAACAUGGUCUAAAUAGCAUCACUCCGUUAUGUGUUUGUUUUUACAGCAGACUAUAUACUAAAAAGCAAAGCCACCCAGCCAAAUAGGCCACACCCUCCUUUUUCUGUACUGUACUUAGGACGCAGGUGGCGCUGUGGGUUAAACCACUGAGCCUAGGGCUUGCCGAUCAGAAGGUCGGCGGUUCGAAUCCCUGCGACGGGGUGAGCUCCCGUUGCUCGGUCCCUGCUCCUGCCAACCUAGCAGUUCGAAAGCACGUCAAAGUGCAAGUAGAUAAGUAGGGACCGCUACAGCGGGAAGGUAAACGGCGUUUCCGUGCGCUGCUCUGGUUCGCCAGAAGCGGCUUAGUCAUAUUGGCCACAUGACCUGGAAGCUGUACGCCGGCUCCCUCGGCCAAUAAUGCGAGAUGAGCGCCGCAACCCCAGAGUCGGUCACGACUGGACCUAAUGGUCAGGGGUCCCUUUACCUUUACUUGGUAAUCUACUAAUGGUGUUAGGAAUACUUGCUUCCUGCAGCCAAUGAAAGAACAUCCCUUAUGUCUUAUGAGGCUUGUGAAAUGUUCUUCUUGUCUUGCCUCUUGAGGUCUCAGAAAGCCUCUUGAACAUUGUUUCUGGACAACAUAAAGCAAAUUUCCUCCUGAAAGUGAUCUACUCAUACUUAAUAGAAGACUGCUGCUCUUAUAUGGGAAUGGCCAGGAGCCCUUCAGUAAACAAUGGGUCAUGCCUUUACUGAAGGUCUCCCUCAUGUCUCCAGAAGAGGCAGUCACAGUAAAAAUCUAGUACUUAAUAUAGUUGGCAGAAAUUUUGCCCCAGCCCCCAACUGCAUUUAGCCACCAUGGAAAAGGCUCGCCAGCCCCAGUUCUGCAGCAAAGAAGUAACUUUUAUGGAAAUUGCAUUUCUCAAAGAUACACAUCACUUCUAUGUUAACCCAAAGCCUUUCCAGCCUACUUUCAGGUAGAGUCCAAAAUGAACUUAACUACAGGCUUUUUCAGCUGACUGUCUCAUCCGUGUUUAUUCUCCUCUACACCCAAGGUAAUUUUUCCUAUAUUGUACUGAAUGGAAUUUCUGUGAUUUGGCUGCAGACCGUUCUGAGCCCACAGGGAAUAAUUUCAAAUGUAUAAAUAUAACACAUGUAGUGAGGUUUUAUUGUAAAUUUUAUUAACACAGCACAGUGGACAUUUUUUUCCUAACAGACCAGUCUUUACAAAAAACAAAACAAAACACUGUACUGGAAUGUUCAAUGAUUAAUAAGUGAAUAAAGGUAUAUCAAAGAAAAAACUGGUUAUAACACAAUUAAAUAGAAUGUACUGAAGAAUUAUCUCCAAUCUUGCAUUCAGAACCAACCACAAUGUAGAUUCUCUUGCUCUCUAAAGGUGUCAAAAGUUUUGCUGAUGAAAGCCUUAUCGCAAAGGUAUCAGUUCUAAUAUAUCUGUCUUACAUAUUAGUUGCUUUAAAGGCUUGAGAUAUCUUGCACUUCAGUUACCAGCCUGCAUCACAGUCAUAUUUGCAUAAAUUGAAUGCAUUUAGAAGUUUUCCAAUGCUGAGCCAUGUAAUAUUUUUCCAGAUGAGGGCACAAUUCUUGAAAAAGUAUAUCGAUAGCGGAGCACUGUUUUUCAAGAAUCCCGUUUGCCCUGCUUAAUAGAGACUAUUUUUGCAUUUAUACAUGCAUACACACCACCUUCUCUCCUCCAAAUACUAGUCUUAACACAAGAGAUCUAGAACCUUUACACUGCAAUAGAAAACUGUUUUCUUGCAUAAACAAGCAGAGCUUGCCUUAUUUAUCCACACAUUACUUGCAGGCUUUGAUUUCCCAGCUCCUUACUUUACUUGUAUUCAUUUUACAUGACAAAUUCCAGGUAAAUGAUUUGAGAGGUGCAGCAUAAGCUGUUCAAUACACUUCCAAAGUAAAAGGAAAUGCAUAUUCCAAAACAGCCUUUAAAAGGUUCUUUGUUCAUAAACACAAAUGUAUAUCUCUUUCAUGGAAAGAACUAAGAAACUUGUGCUAAUCUGAAAUAGAUUUAGUACAAGCGUUGUUUCCCAAUACCAGUUCCAAACCAGCCAUUUCCAGUACAGCAAGGAAACAGAUUAAAAAUUACCUCUAGCAGAUAGCUACGGUAUAUUGGGCACCAUCUACCAAUGAGCAGCUCUGGAGUCACUGAGGUAAAAUCCAAACUCAUUAUGUAAUGGUCUGCAUAGCACUAUUCAAAUUGAGACCAAGAGAUAGAAAACAAUAGUAUAUCAUUU